GUCAUCGUCGUGAACGAAGAGUUUUCAAGUUAUUUUUAUAGCUUUCAUGAUUGAUUUCUUGGAACACGAAGAUGCCAAGGAAGACGAGGCGCUCUGCUCGUCAGGAAAAUGACAGUGAUGAUGAAAAACCAGCGAAACGCGCAAAGACCUCAACAGCAGCGGCUAAAAGUGAGGUGAUUCCAAAGUCCGACGAAAUUGCUUCUCCAAAGAAUGUCGAGGAAAAUAAAGAAGGCAAGUCGAUGCUAAAGUUUGUUGGUGCACAAACGUCAAUAGCUGGAGGAAUCCAGAAUGCCGUGACUCAAGCAGUGGAGAUGGGUGCUACUGCGUUCGCUCUAUUCCUAAGAUCGCAGAGGACGUGGAAAUGUAAACCUCUAGAAGAAACCUCGGCUGAUCUGUUCAAAGAGGCCUGCGCGGAGCACGGGUUUUCCCCGAAGCACAUCUUACCGCACGGCUCGUACCUGCUCAAUCUAGGCUCCCCGGACGCUGAGACGCUCCGCAAAAGCAGAGAAGGUUUCCUGGACGAAAUGCAACGCUGUGAGAAGCUUGGCCUAUGCCUGUAUAACUUUCACCCCGGCUCGUCAUGCGGCAAGACGACUGCUGAGGAGUGUUGCCAAACAGUGGCGGAAAGCAUCAACGGUGUGUUGAGCCAGACGAGCGGCGUAACAGCAGUGAUAGAGAACAUGGCUGGCCAGGGGAAUACUGUCGGUGGACGCUUUGAGGAGAUCCGUGACAUCAUCGCAGGGGUCGAGGACAAGAGUCGUGUCGGUGUCUGCAUUGAUACAUGCCAUGCAUUUGCUGCUGGAUUUGAUAUUCGCAAGAAGGAAGGAUUUGAUAAGGUGCUGAAUGAUUUUGACCAGAUCGUUGGUCUAAAGUAUUUGAAAGGCAUGCAUUUGAACGACUCCAAGGGUGAGCUUGGCUGUCACCUGGACAGACACGAAAACAUUGGUAAAGGCAAGAUUGGUAUCGGUGCUUUUCAGUUCAUCAUGAACGACCCACGUCUCAACGACAUUCCGCUAAUACUGGAAACGCCGAUGGGUGUUAGCGACGCUGACGAGGUGAAGCUGCUCUUCUCCUUCUGACCUGCAAAUGUGGUGACGGUAGUGUGUGCUCAGCAAUAGUCUGACGCUGUGUUUCUUCACGCCGGCGCUUUCAUUACUGACGAGCAGAUUUAAUGGUGCUUUACCGUUGCAUAUACUUCUACUUUCCAAUUCUCGUAGGGUACAGUUCAAGGUGGUCCUCCAUCAGUGAAUAGUUUCAUCCUGAUGUCAUCAAGGGAAACUGUACAGAUUUUACAUGUUUAACAGUGCUGGGUUGACCUUACAACCCAACCCCAAUGCAUACAUUGCUCCACCCGCAUCAAAGCUGGCCCAUAUCUUGAUAUCUGUGUACUUGAUAGCCCUUCUCAUAGUCUCGUUUGAACUCGGAAAUUACAAAAAUGUUCAAUUGAUUGUAGCUGCAUGUUGAUCUAGUCCGGGACUUCACCAAGAAUAUGAGACGCAUAGCAAGAUGCUGACAUAGUUUUAUUCUCUCACGCUGUAUCCAUCACAUAAUUAUCAUCCAUGUAGUUUGACCCUGUAUGCUGAAUCGCUGGACGAUUUUGUGUUCCUCUCCGUUAUGAAUAUCAUAUACUUUGCAGUCUUUGCCGAAGCACACCUGAGCAGGGUAAUUGUGUUUGCUCAUUUUUUACGUACAUGUACAUAUCACACUGCAUGCUGAUCUGUGUUCCGCCAUAUGGAGUUUUCAAA
Messenger RNA from Sycon ciliatum, 1745 nucleotides. RefSeq names its product probable endonuclease 4. Gene Ontology annotation, molecular function: DNA binding; DNA-(apurinic or apyrimidinic site) endonuclease activity; zinc ion binding. Gene Ontology annotation, cellular component: nucleus; mitochondrion. The transcript has a single exon. Gene Ontology annotation, biological process: base-excision repair. The coding region runs from base 72 to 1079 and encodes 335 amino acids. Lineage: Eukaryota; Metazoa; Porifera; Calcarea; Leucosolenida; Sycettidae. The record is from RefSeq and is a predicted model, not a curated record.